AAGGUCACAGCAGGAAGCAUACGUGACGUCAUCGUCAUCAUCCGCAGGUUCCCCUUCGUCGUCGAGAGGUUCCGCAGCUCGGAGGACAAUUAAGAUGGGCAACCGGGGAAUGGAGGAUCUGAUCCCGCUGGUCAACCGGCUGCAGGACGCCUUCUCGUCCAUCGGACACAACUCCAGCCUGGACCUGCCUCAGAUCGCGGUGGUGGGCGGCCAGAGCGCCGGCAAGAGUUCGGUUCUGGAGAAUUUCGUGGGCAAAGACUUCCUGCCCCGUGGUUCUGGGAUUGUCACUCGGCGCCCCCUGGUGUUGCAACUCAUACACUGUGCCACAGAGUACGCAGAGUUCCUGCACUGCAAAGGGAAAAAGUUCACCGACUUUGAAGAAAUCCGCCAGGAAAUCGAGGCAGAAACUGACCGAGUGACGGGACAAAACAAAGGAAUCAGUCCAGUUCCCAUCAACCUGAGAGUCUACUCGCCCAAUGUGUUGAACCUCACCCUGGUGGACCUCCCCGGGAUGACCAAAGUCCCAGUCGGAGACCAGCCGGCCGACAUCGAGCAGCAGAUCCGAGACAUGCUGAUGCAGUUUGUCACCAAGGACAACUGCCUCCUGUUGGCCGUCUCUCCCGCCAACUCAGACCUCGCCAACUCCGAUGCUUUGAAGAUCGCCAAGGAGGUGGACCCUCAAGGUCUCAGGACCAUCGGUGUGAUCACCAAACUGGACCUGAUGGAUGAAGGAACUGAUGCCAGAGACAUCCUGGAGAACAAACUUCUGCCGCUUCGCAGAGGUUACAUCGGAGUGGUCAACCGCAGUCAGAAAGACAUUGACGGCAGGAAAGACAUCACGGCGGCCUUGCAGGCGGAGAGGAAGUUCUUCAUGUCCCACGCGUCAUACCGGCACCUGGCCGACCGCAUGGGAACUGCCCACCUGCAGAAAGUUCUCAACCAGCAACUGACCAAUCACAUCAGAGACACGUUGCCCGGGUUACGCACCAAACUUCAGAACCAGCUGCUGUCCAUCGAGAAGGAAGUGUCCGAGUACAAGAACUUCAACCCUGACGACCCCGGUCGCAAAACCAAGGCCUUGCUGCAGAUGGUGCAGCAGUUUGCGGUGGACUUUGAAAAGCGGAUAGAAGGUUCCGGAGACCAGGUGGACACCUGUGAGCUGUCAGGAGGAGCUAAGAUCAAUCGCAUCUUUCACGAGCGAUUCCCCUUCGAACUUGUUAAAUUGGAGAGUGACGAGAAGACUCUUCGUAAAGAAAUCAGCUACGCUAUCAAGAACAUUCACGGCAUCAGGACGGGUCUGUUCACCCCUGACAUGGCGUUCGAGACCAUCGUCAAGCGUCUGAUCAGCACGCUGAAGGAACCGUGUCACAAGUGCAUCGACUUGGUGAUCAAUGAGUUAGUCAACACUGUCAGGCUGUGUGCACUCAAGUUAGCUCAGUACCCCAUGCUGCGCGAGGAGAUGGAGAGAAUCGUCACUCAGCACAUCCGAGACAGAGAAAGUCGCACGAAGGGCCAGGUGAUGCUCCUGGUGGACAUUGAGUUGGCGUACAUCAACACCAACCAUGAAGACUUCAUUGGCUUUGCAAAUGCUCAGCAGAAGAGCAGUCAGGCCAACAAGAAGAAAGCCAGCGGGACUCAGGAUGAGAUCAUGGUGAUCCGCAAAGGCUGGCUGACCAUCAACAACAUCAGCAUCAUGAAGGGCGGAGCCAAGGAAUACUGGUUUGUUUUGACCGCGGAGACCUUGUCCUGGUACAAAGACGACGAGGAGAAGGAGAAGAAGUACAUGCUGCCUGUCGAUAAUCUCAAACUCAAAGACAUCGAGAAGAGUUUCAUGUCCAGCAAGCACAUUUUUGCUCUCUUCAACACCGAACACAGGAACGUGUACAAGGACUACCGCCAGUUGGAGUUGGCCAGUGAGUCCCAGGAGGAGGUGGACAGCUGGAAGGCAUCUUUCCUACGGGCAGGCGUGUACCCUGAACGCACCGUGGAUAAAGACAAGGUGGAGGUGGAGGAGUCCAACACGGACGGACAAAUCCACAGUCUGGACCCUCAACUGGAGAGGCAGGUGGAGAUCGUCAGGAACCUGGUGGACUCCUACCUGUCCAUCAUCCAUCGCACCAUCAAAGACCUGGUCCCCAAGACCGUCAUGCACCUGAUGGUCAACAAUACGAAAGACUUCAUCCACUCCGACCUGCUGGCCCAGAUUUACUCGUGCGCCGACCAAAACACUCUGAUGGACGAGUCCCAGGAGCAGGCUCGGCACCGUGACGACAUGUUGAGGAUGUACCACGCCCUGCGCGAAGGUCUCAACAUCAUCGGCGACAUCAGCACCUCCACCGUCACCACCGGCAUGCCGCCGCCGGUGGACGACUCCUGGCUGCAGGUGACGGGGACGCAGUCGGGCCGCAGGUCUCCCAUGUCCAGUCCCACACCGCAACGUCGGGCACCACCACCCGGCCCCUUGCGCCCGGGCGGUCGGGCCGCACCCGGCGCCCCUUCACGACCCGCCGUGUCGCCUGACACCGGACCGUCCGCACCGUCUCGGCCCAACAGAGGACCUCCACCCGGGGUUCCCAGAAUCUCAGUUAGUGACCAGUGACGUGCCACAUGUCAUCGACCAAUGAGAUCGCUGCUCACCCUGUGACCCCGCCCCUUUCCCGGCAUCAAAAAAAAGAUGAUUGACAGCACUAUUGUCCGGCUGGUGUUGAUGUGUUUACAUGUGAAUCAGGACAAACACAAACAAAACAUGUUUGGUCUGACGUGGGAAAAGUGUGUUUUCAUGUUGUUUGGUGACUGUGACUGUUCAAAUGAUAACUUGUAACUACCGGUUUGCAAUCGCAUCCAUUUUAUUUUGACGUCUUCCGGGUAUCUUAUUUUGAAAGAGCCCCUUUGCCGCCGUGUGUCACACUGCUGCACUUGACUGACUGCCGGUAAGCUAGCAAAAAGAAUACAAGGACAGAUGUCUGCGUUAAGGUGAGUUUAUUUUGGUGUAGUACAGUAGUAAAGUAGUACAGUAGUACAGUAGUCAUGUGCGUGAAACCUCAUAGUUUUUGUACAAGUACAAAGAGUUAUUUAUUGUUUAUGGACCCUGCUCUGGUCAGCAGGUGGCGCUAGCUAACGAGCUAAUAAGCUAAUGUUUCCUUUUUAGUUGUUCCCUCUUGAGUCAAGAUACAUUCAAAAAGAUUCAUCUUUACAAUGUAAAGUUUUUUUAAAAAUGGUUUGGUAUGAAUGAUUAUUCAUUCA
Molecule: messenger RNA, 3243 nt
Organism: Nerophis lumbriciformis (worm pipefish)
Lineage: Eukaryota; Metazoa; Chordata; Actinopteri; Syngnathiformes; Syngnathidae
Product: dynamin-1-like
Biological process (GO): synaptic vesicle budding from presynaptic endocytic zone membrane; receptor internalization
Cellular component (GO): cytoplasm; synapse; plasma membrane
Molecular function (GO): microtubule binding; GTP binding; GTPase activity
Source: RefSeq, a predicted model, not a curated record